CCAUCUCCAUCUUCAGUCUUGACUAAUUACUCUCUCUGCUUUGCACUCUCUUAGAAUAUUCGCAGAAAACCUCUGUCGUCGUAGUAAUGGCGAUUCCAUUAGCAAUUGGGCUAAAAGCUCUCUUUUUAAUAUUAUGUUGCGCAAUGGUCGUCACUCUGAUUUACACCAUUUCCAUAGAUGGCCUUCCCUUUCGCAAAGACCUCCUCACACCGUGGAUGGCAGCAACUUUAGUUGAUUUCUACAUUAACGUCGUCCCAUUAGCGGCUUGGACUUUUUACAAGGAAUCGAACUGUGUUAGUGCAAUUAUUUGGAUAAUUCUUCUAGUUUGCUUUGGCAGCAUUACGACUUGUUUCUACAUUUUCAUUCAAUUCCUCAAGUUGUCGCCUCAAGAAUCUUUACAAGACCCAAUGUACCAUGUUCUACUGCAUCACGCUAAAAAGGAUGCAGUGGAAUACAAGAGGAAGGCAUCCCCUGUUGUGGCUGCAAGAAUUGGUUUUAGCAUUUUGGGUUGUUUGAUGCUGGGAACUUUGAUCUACACUCUUGUAACUGAUGGUUCUCCUUUUCGCAAAGAACUUUUUACGCCGUGGAUGGCUGCCACACUGGUUGACUUCUACAUCAAUGUUGUGGCUCUCUCAGUUUGGGUUGCCUACAAGGAAUCAAGUUUUAUUAGUGCAGUCUUGUGGAUAAUUCUGUUAAUAUGUUUUGGCAGCAUUACUACUUGUGUCUACAUUGUUGAACAGCUAUUUCAGCUUACUUCUCAAGAUCCUCUGUACCUAGUUUUAUUGAAUAAAGACAACAGGGCAGAAAACAGGUAUGAGAGAACUUAGUGUUUGGAAAGCAUGGCAUGAUGAUUUUACAGCUAAAUGGAAUUGUUAUGUCUCUGAUACUGCAUGAUUGGAUAUGGCUUAUGAAUUUUUGUUGGAUAUAUUAAUCAGUCUUCAAGUUGUGUAAAGCAAAGAAUUGUCAGUUUCAUGCAUUAUUGAUCAACUCAACUGUGAUUAUGUUGUGCAGGUGUAAAUGUAUUUCUAUUUUAAUUUUUUCUUUUGACUUGUUAUUAUGAUGUGAUUUAUUACUUAUCUACAUUGUUUCAAUUUUA
Molecule: messenger RNA, 1096 nt
Organism: Jatropha curcas
Lineage: Eukaryota; Viridiplantae; Streptophyta; Magnoliopsida; Malpighiales; Euphorbiaceae
Source: RefSeq, a predicted model, not a curated record